Messenger RNA from Adineta steineri, 729 nucleotides. The record is from the annotation of a GenBank genome assembly. Lineage: Eukaryota; Metazoa; Rotifera; Eurotatoria; Adinetida; Adinetidae.
AUGAUUGCUAGUGAAUUAGAUACAUUAAUCGAAGAUCAUAAUAAUCUUCAAGAUAAAAUCAAUCAAAAGAUUCAAUGUAACAAUUCUAAUAAUUCUUUGUUUAUACAAAUCGAUGAAUGGCAAAGAACGACUAUUGAAAAAGUGAAACAAGUUGCUGAACAAGCUCGCCAACAAGUUAUCAAGUUACUAGACUCGCAAACAUUAGAAAUAAAGGCUGAAUUUGAUAAAUUGUCUGAAGAACUUACUCGAUUAAAAGCAACUAAGAAUUUAGUAGAAGAAAAAUUAAAACAGCUCAAACAAACAGUUUGUCAACUCGAUCAAAAUAUACAACGAGUAAGUUAUGCAUCUGAUAUUGAACUGCAUAUGGAGAAAACUAAGGAAAUUCCAUGGCAUACUCUUAUUUAUGCUGAACAGAAACUUAAUGAUAUCAAAAAACAAGAGUUUCAGCCACAAGUAAAAGAACAAAAACAGACUCCUGCAUCGUCAUAUCAACUAAAACGCACCUGUAAUGGUCAUGCUUGUACAAUAUGUGAUAAUUGUUGUGACUGGAAUUACAAUAAAGAUUAUUAUGCAAUGCGUAGCAGUGCUACUUGCAAUCGUGAUUAUGUUUCUGAAUUAUUCCUUGAUGAUGCUCCUAAUUCUAUUUAUGAUGAUACUCUUUAUAGUGAUAAUGAUGAUUCCCUUUAUCAUGGUCGCAAUGCGAUAUGUCACUGUGAAGAUAAUAUUUAA